GCUGUCCUGCAGGUAAACAGCCUCCCUCCCUCCUCGGCCUCCCUGGCUCACACAGGAACAAUAUGGCGCCGGGGGUAGCGUUAGCUUCUGGACCAGUCGUUGUCUGAAAGACCGGCGAUCGGGCAGGAUGAACCUCUGCGCCCAAUAUUUACGCCAGGCAGAGGCCCUGAAGGCUGACAUGACAGACUCCAAGCUGGGGGCGGCAGAGGUGUGGACGUCGCGGCAGGCCCUGCAGGACCUGUACCAGAAGAUGCUGGUGACAGACCUGGAGUACGCUCUGGACAAGAAGGUGGAGCAAGACCUGUGGAAUCACGCUUUCAAGAACCAGAUCACCACCCUGCAGAGCCAAGCCAAGAACCGAGCCAACCCCAACCGCAGCGAGGUGCAGGCCAACCUGUCGCUCUUCCUCGAGGCAGCUAGUGGAUUCUACACACAGUUACUGCAGGAGCUGUGCACGGUGUUCAACGUGGACCUGCCGUGUCGCGUCAAGUCGUCCCAGCUCGGCAUCAUCAGCAAUAAACAGAGCAGCACCAGCGCCAUCGUCACCCCUCAGCCCAGCUCCUGCUCCUACAUCUGCCAGCACUGCCUCGUCCACCUCGGAGACAUCGCACGUUACCGCAACCAGACCAGCCAGGCAGAGUCUUACUACCGCCAUGCAGCUCAGCUCGUCCCGUCAAACGGUCAGCCCUACAACCAGCUGGCCAUCCUGGCCUCGUCUAAAGGCGACCACCUCACCACCAUCUUCUACUACUGCCGCAGCAUCGCCGUCAAGUUCCCCUUCCCUGCUGCUUCCACCAACCUGCAGAAGGCGCUGUCUAAAGCCCUGGAGAGCCGUGACGAGGUGAAAACCAAGUGGAGCGUGUCGGAUUUCAUCAAGGCCUUCAUCAAGUUUCACGGCCACGUCUACCUGAGCAAGAGCCUGGACAAGCUGAGUGCGCUGCGGGAGAAGCUGGAGGAGCAGUUCCAGAGGCUGAUCCUGCAGAAGGCGUUCAGCUCCCAGCAGCUGGUCCACAUCACGGUCAUCAACCUGUUUGAGCUGCACCAGCUGCGGGACGUGACGGCCGACGGCGGCGAGCAGAGCUUCAGCAGCGAGCAGCAGAUCAGCUGGGUGCAGCUGCUGGCGCUCUUCAUGUCCUUCCUGGGUGUGAUGUGCAGCCGCGCUCUGCUCAAUAAGAACCGCGGCGAGGAGAUCAUGGGCGAGUGUCCUCUGCCCGCCAUCAAGGUUUCUCUGGACUGGCUCCGCCUGCGGCCCAGCGUCUUCCACGAGACCGCCGUGGACAAGAGGCAGUACAUCUGGCCCUGGCUCGUCUCCAUCCUCAACAGUUUCCAGCCCAAAGAGGAUGACGUGUCCUGCUCCUCAGCGACGCCCCUGCCGGAGGAGUUUGAGCUGCAGGGCUUCUUGGCUCUCAGGCCUGCUCUCAGGUCUCUGGACUUCACUAAAGGUCACCAGGGCAUCCUGGUGGACCGGGAUGGCCUGCCGGUUCACGCCCGCCACCAGAGGCUGAUCAGCCUGGGGAAGUGGGUGGCCGACAACCAGCCGGGGCUGAUCCAGUGCCAGGUGAGCGAGGACGGCCUGCUCGUCUUUAUCACCGACAUCCCGGAGCAGGCCAUCGAGGAGCCGCAGGAGAAGGAGGCGCCGGUCCUGCAGGAGUCGUCCAACGGCGAGCAAAUGCCCAACGACGGCGGCAACGGCGGCCUGAAGUCGGUGCUGUCGGCGGGGAAGACGCAGGGCGGCGGGCUGGACGGCGGCGACCGGCCCGUCGUCACCUUCAAGGAGAACAUCAAGCCGCGCGAGCAGAGCCGCGAGCCCGUCCGCAACCACCACCAGAAAGACGGCGGCAAGGAGCGCCGCGACUUCAUCAAAGGAAACGGAGCCGCCGGGAAGGGAGAGCUGAAGAGGGACGGCAAGAGGAAGAGCGAGAUGAAGAAGGCCGGCCACGAGAAAACCAGCGAGGCCGGCAAACAGGUGAAAGCUCAGGUGGAGCUGAGGAAGACUCCGGUGUCGGAGGCGAGGAAGACGCCCGUCACCCAGACUCAAACCACCUGCUCCUCCCAGUUCAUCCCCAUCCAUCAUCCUGGAGCCUUCCCCCCGCUGCCCAGCCGGCCCGGUUUUCCUCCGCCGGCCUACGUCAUCCCGCCCCCCGUGGCGUUCCCAGGGCUGCAGGUGAACCCGGGCUUCACCUUCUCCACAGGCGUGUCGGUGCCGGGGCCGUUCCUGCAGCCGGCCGCCCACGGCCAGGCCAGCACGCAGGUGCAGGCGGGGAAGCAGUCCCACAUCCCUUACAGCCAGCAGAGGCCCUCCGGACCGGGACAGGGGCCCACGGGACAGGGGCCGGGGCCGGGGCCCAUGAGCCAGGGCCCGCAGGCCCAGCAGCCCCAGGGCCAGCCGCCCUCCCAGCAGGCCUUGCAGCAGUCGGUGCAGCUGCAGGUGCAGGCGCUCGGCCAGCAGCAGCAGCAGUCGCCCACCAAGCCGGUGCAGCAGGUGGGCAUGGGGAAGAGCCCGCCGCACCACCCCGUCCUACAGCAGCAGUACAUGCAGGUCCAGGACCAGCCGUCUCAGAUGUGGAGCCAGGCCCAGGCGGCUCUGCAGAAGAUGCCGGGCCUGCAGAUGCCGGUGAAGCAGCCUCAGCAGCAGGCCUACUUCCUGCCGCCGCAGGACCCGCUCAAGCUGUACGAGCACCAGCUGCAGCCGGUGGCGCUGCAGGGCCCCCAGCCGCCCGCCCAGCCGCCGCUGCCCGCCAUGGACAAGAAGAUGAAGUACCCCGACGUCAAGAUGCAGGACUUCUACUGGGAGCCGUCCUACCGCAUGGGCGACAGCCUGGCCGUCAUGAACGAGCGCAUGGGAAAGAGGCCUCCGCCGGGCGGCUUCUGCCCCGAGCAGGACGCCGGCGGGCCACGGGGAGCCCCGUUCGAGGACAACAAGAGCUCGCCUCUUCUACCUCCAGACCUGUUAAAAACUCUAGCAGAUUUUGAGGAGGAGGAGGAGCUGGUCUUUACUAAGCCUCCUGAUUUCUACCAGGCCUUGGCCGGCCCUCUUAGCACUGCUCCUGGACCAAACAUAUUUCUGCCAAACCAGUCCAGGAUGGAGAGCGGCACCGAGGUCAUCAGCCAAUCAUCUUCCCUCCUGCCUUUAUCCGGGUUCUCCAUGCAGGAGAACUACCAGAACAACAGCAUCUUCAGCCAGGCCUACGGCAAGAACCUGCCCAACACCAAGCCCGACGCUCCCAUGGUGCACCAGGAGCCCUCGCUCUACUCGCUGUUUGAAGGGACGCCCUGGUCGCCCUCGCUGCCCGCCAGCUCAGACCACUCCACCCCGGCCAGCCAAUCCCCUCACUCCUCCAACCCCAGCAGCCUGCCGUCCUCCCCCCCCACCCACAGCCACGGCUCCCUGCCCUUCUCCAACUUCGGCCCCAUCGGCACCCCGGACAGCCGCGACCGCCGGCUGCUGGACCGCUGGAAGGCCGACAAGAGCGGAAACAUGAGCGGCUUCGGGCUGGACUACCUGCCGGCCGCGGUGUCCUCGGCGGCGUCCGACAGCAGCUGGCACCAGACCGGGCCCACCGGCAGCUCCUGGACCUCCCAGGAAACGCCCAUGGAGGAGUCGUCCUCCACCGUGCUGCUGGACAGCCUCAAGUCCAUCUGGUCGAGCUCCAUGAUGCAGCCGGGCCCGUCGGCGCUGGAGCAGCUCCUCCUGCAGCAGAAGCAGAAGCAGCAGCGAGGCCACGGCACCAUGAACCCGCCGCACUGAGCGCCAGGCCGGGCAGCAACUUUGUGUCCAAGACGUCAAAACCACCAGGAGAAAACCAGGAGGGAAAAAAAGAAGUUGACGAAGACGAAGCUCCGACAAAAAUGGUAAAAUUAACCGGCGAACGGUGGAGGCUGGGGAGGCGGAGCGACCCCCCGGCGAGGCUGAAACACCACCCCCACCCCCCCUCGGCUGACGGGGGGAGCGGUGACGCCCCUCCUGACUCGGAGGUGCGCGGGAUUAAGCGUCUCUUCAAAACCGCGGUGCCGAGCGCCACGCCACCGCCGGGUUUCCUUCAACCCGCGCGAUUCUGAACUUUGAGGAAAUCUGAACAUAAACCCCACCACCACCACCACCACACCUCCACACCACCACACCCCCCAUCGGACAGACCCCCACAUCUCCAGGACUCCUUUCUGAUCGGGAAGAACUGACCUUUUUUUUUUUUUUUUUUUUUUUUCUCUUUGGGAAAACGAUUCGACUUCCCGGGAUUGACGGCUCGUUGCGGAAUGAAGCGAAUCUCUUUUGCGUUUUUCCGCGGCCGCAGGUGGGAAGCGGUUUGGUCUCGGUGAGAGAGCGAAGGCGGUGUGGUGGCUCGCUGCGAGGGGGAGGAGGAAGGCGGGUGGGCCUUUUUAGCGAGCGUAGGAAGAAAAACACAGACUGCUCUUUCUGAUCUGAUCUCUCAUUCAUUUUCAUUACCUGGGAGGAGGAGGAGGAGGAGGAGGAGGAGGAGGAGGCGGCGGCUCUUUGUAGCUGUUGGGUUGGAUGAAGGACGGACGCUGUGCCACAGCUGGUUGACAGUUUAAAACCUAACUGGUGAAGAAGCAGAAGCCUCUGUUAGCACAGACGCUGCUUUGUGAGGACUGAGGGAAGCGGACGCGGCUUCGGGACGCCAGGUCUCCGCCCGGCGCCUGCACUGCCGUCUGGACUUUAUGUUUUUUCUGUUUUUUGGGGGGGGCGAAGCGUCCGCAGGCCCAAACAGCACGAGACUGCCCCCUGUGGCCAGCCGACGCUACAGCCAUAUGUAGAGGAACACAGAUGGAAAUAUGAGGGGGGGGUGAAGAAAAAAAAAUACACAUCAGUCUUAGGGAUAGUAUUAUCGUUAGCUGCAAGAGAUUGCAAAUAUUUAACAAAAAAAAAACAAAAAAAAAAAACUGUAUUUUGUGAUUUGUUCGUAGCAGUUUUAGCUUCAUGAACUAAAUAUGUCGAAUAGUUUCCUGCUUAAAGGGGGAAUCUGUAUAUUUGUGGAUUCACCUCUCCUAUUGCUCUCCCUCUCUCUCUCUCUCUCUCCCUCUCUCUCUCUCUCCCUCUUUCCCGUUUUUCUUUGAGUAAAGAAAAAAACACAAUAAUGUAAUCCUGCUAGCCUAACCUACAUUAAUCUUUUUUUUUUUUUUUUUUUUUUUUUUUUGGUUCAUGUUCUGCCUUUUUAAUAGUUUUAAGCUUCGUCGGCUCUCUGUGCCUGCUCAGUGUCUGUUUACUACUGCUGUCGUAGUUAGCACGCUCACCGCCGGACAAAACACACACACACACACGCUCACACACACACACACUCACUCACACACACUCACACACACAGACAGACGGGUAGCUGGCUUGUCGUAGCUCCACUAACUCCUCAACAUCUCCACUCCGGCUGCAGAGCCGGCGUGGAGCCCCGGCGCUCCGUGUAUAGCUCUUAUUUUAUAUCAGUCCUCCUGUCGGCUCCCAGCGGAGGCCACCAGUUUGCCCUGUAGCUCUGCUUUUAACUAACCAACUACUAACCAUUAUGUUGGGGUAAGAGGGUGGGGGGGUGGGGGGCUUUACACAGCAUCAGUCCUGGCUAACGUAGGGCCAAUCACAAGCACUGACCAAUCAGGAGGCUCCGUGGUCCGGGGUCAGAAAGCUCUGUAAGUUAUUUCCAGUCUGGUCCCGAGCAGCAGAAAAGGCAUUUUCUACCUGAGAAGUGAAACCAGACUCACUCUUUAGUUCUGAGGGAUUAAAUAAUAACAAUAGGAAAAAAAAAAAAAAAAAAGAAAAGAUAAAAAGAGCCUGUUUUUAUUUUCCCGUAGAGGACGUUUUAUUAAAGCAAGACUUCAAAUGAUGUGUCUAUUUUCUGUGUGAUUGUGCUUUUCAUGUUGCAUUUACAGAAACAUGUUUGGGGAAAAAAAAAAAAUCAAAUAAAAGAUGAGAUGUUACACCGGACUGAAUGUGGGGACGAGGCGCU
Messenger RNA from Myripristis murdjan (pinecone soldierfish), 5948 nucleotides. It is a transcript of the gene smg7, whose product is annotated as SMG7 nonsense mediated mRNA decay factor. Gene Ontology annotation, molecular function: protein binding; telomerase RNA binding; telomeric repeat DNA binding. The transcript is spliced from 23 exons. The coding region runs from base 128 to 3748 and encodes 1206 amino acids. The record is from RefSeq and is a predicted model, not a curated record. Gene Ontology annotation, cellular component: telomerase holoenzyme complex. NCBI's taxonomy places the organism in Eukaryota, Metazoa, Chordata, Actinopteri, Holocentriformes, Holocentridae. Gene Ontology annotation, biological process: nuclear-transcribed mRNA catabolic process, nonsense-mediated decay.